AAUGGCCUCCUUAACAGGAGGCCUUAAUGUUUUGAAAGGAUCUCUUCCGCUUCACUUCACACACAAUACAAAACCUUUUAAAUGCCAAUCUCAACACAAUGCCCGUCAGAUUAAUGUGCACCUGACUGUAAUUAUGCAAAUUUGAAGUAAUUAGCCAAGAAACCUGGUUGCUCUAAUGAGUUGUUGCAAAAGAGUACAGGCUAAUUUCAGAUAAUGAGCCUCACAUUGUGCGCUCCGGUUUACAUAACACAGAAACUAAAUGUCUCAUUUUAAAGGGAUUCCCAUAUGCAGUAACAGCCUCCCACAGACUUCAUCUCCAUACAAAUGCAUUACAAAUUAGACUCAGUAUGUUUGCCAGUUUACGCAGCUAAGUCUUAAAAAAAAUACAAUGUUUUUAUCUACCUGCCACAAACAUGCCUCUUUACAGCUAUUUCGGCCCAGGUCACCUAUUGACCUGACAAGUAAGUGUCAGGGGAGAGCGCACAUGUCAGCUGCAGGUGGAAACUCUCAGCAGGGAGCGAUGCUGUGGCUGCUGGCUGCCACAGUUGAAGAAGAGGAUAUCACAGCACUGAGGGACUGCAGCUAAGCAGUUAACUUCGGUAUCAACCUGGAGGUCUCUAACCCUCUUAAGAUGUACGGCCUCUACUUAGAAGCAGUGAACGAUUACAUAAAUGAAUCAUACGGAGAAGAUGUGUGGAGAUUGAUCGAGAACCGAGCAGAGAUACCCCACCUCAAGUUUGUCCGACAUCAGAUGUACAAUGACAACCUGAUUCUGCGGUUGGCAAAGGCAGCAGGCGAGGUUCUAGGAAAGACCCACGAUGAGCUGAUGUACGCCUUCGGGGUCUACAUGGUCAAGAGGAUUGGAAACUACGGAUAUGAGCGGAUCCUAAAGGUUUUGGGGCGAAAUGUGCGCGACUUCAUCAAUGAGCUGGACAACCUGCACGAGUACUUUCGCUUCUCCUUUCCCAAAGUGCAGCCACCGAGCUUCUGCGUGGAGGAGGAAUGCGAGACGAGCCUCACGCUGCACUACCGCAGCACCCGCAAGGGCUUCACUCAGUUCGUCAAAGGGCAGCUCUCUCAAGUGGGACGCCAAUUCUACAACACAGAUAUCGAAGUGGAAAUCCUAUCUAAAGAGGAAACCGAGAAAAUGACAUAUGUGGUUUAUAAGAUGAACUUCGAUAACGCCGCCUUCAAACACCGCAUGCCCCAGCAGAAGACGGCGCCGAGCUACGAGAAGCUGCCAAUGAAGCGAGGUAUCUUCUUUGACAUGUUCCCCUUCAGCGUCAUCUUCCGCCGCGACAUGACUAUGUACCGCAUUGGUGACGGCCUCAAAGAGGUCUUCUCUGACCUCCAGGGCAAGAAAGUCAACGAGGAGUUCACUCUGAUCAGACCCAUGCUGGAGUUCAGCUGGGAUAAUAUUUACACCCAUUUGAACAACGUGUUUGAAUUGCUGUCUAAAGCGGUGGUGGAGAGCAAGCAGAAGGUCAACAUCCCCAAACUGAACAAGGAGGAGCCAGAGGAGAAGGAAGAGAGCGAGAAAGCCAAGAGGGAACAAGAACGAGAGCCGAAGGCGGUGGAGGAGAUGAAGGGCACAGACCAAGAGUACAGCAGCUCUCUCACCCAAUACAACAGCUCUACAAACUCUGGAGGGGAAGACAUUGAACUGCUGGCGUUCCAGACUAUCAUCGGAAAGUGUAGUGAGACCAUCUUUGAGGACAUGCGGGAGCCUCCAAAGAAGCCUCUCCACCUGAAGGGCCAGAUGAAGUACGUCCCCCCGUGGGACUCCCUCAUCUUCUUGGGGACACCCAUCAUAGAGACAGUGGAGGACAUGAUAAAGAUGGGUGUGUACGUGAACGAUCUGAACCUGCAUGACUCCAGCAGAGAGCUGAUUUUGGCCGGGACACAACAAUCGGCUGAGCUGCAGCUGGCCCUCGACCAGGAGCAACAAAAAUAUGCCCAGCUGCAGGAAAUCAUCAAAAAGCUGGACGAAGAGAAGAAGAGAGGAGAUUCUUUGCUGUACGCCAUGAUCCCUAAAGCUGUGGCCGACCGUCUCAGGAAAGGGAUCACUGCUCUGGAGACAUGCCAGGUCUUCCCAGAUGUGACCAUCCUGUUCAGCGACGUUGUCAAGUUUAACGAGAUCUGCAUCCACAUCACACCCAUGCAGGUGGUGGACAUGCUCAAUGAGAUCUACAUUGUCUUCGACACUCUCAGCGAGAAGCACAAUGUCUACAAGGUGGAGACUAUUCGUGAUGCCUACAUGGUGGUUGCGGGCGUGCCCAACAAGACAACCUUUCACGCGCACCACAUCUGUGACAUGGCGCUGGACAUGCUGAGCUCCAUCGACCACCUCAAAGACCCCUCCACUGGAGAUAACAUCCAGAUUAGAGUUGGUAUUCACUCAGGUAUGGUGGUGGCUGGUGUGGUGGGCCUGAAGAUGCCUCGCUAUUGCAUGUUUGGCGACACUGUGAACACUGCCUCGAGGAUGGAGAGCAACGGAGUGGGCAUGCAGAUACACAUCAGUCAGACCACCAAAGAUCACCUGGAACAUGAGCCCUUUAUCAUUGAGGAGAGGGGCAAAAUAUUUGUGAAGGGUAAAGGCUACAUGAAGACCUACUGGCUGAAAGGAAAGCAAGAUCUAUCGUUCAAGACCCCGGCAGAGCUGCGCUACAGCAGCGAACAGAAAGACUCUGAUGACAAGAGCUCUAAUGGUUCCACAAGCACCAAUGCUAAACGCAUGGGAUCCAACCUCCACAUCCCCGGCAAUGAGGAGCAAGCUGAAGGAAAGCCAAGCCCCAGCGACCUCCCCCUGGACACCCUGCCCCCACAAGAGGCCGCUAACGAGACCCCUGCCAUUUCAACCGAGCCCCAGGAGAAGGAGAAAGCCAAAAAGACUAAGAACAACAAGGGGGCCAAGCUGGAUGUGCCCCAAGCAAACACAGUGCCGGAGUCUUCUCCGCCCGCUGACGGGCUGGAAAACCCGGGUCCUUUACUCAACAUCAAGAAAAACAGCUUCAGACAGCAGUACGCCAAGCUGCCCGCCAACCUGCCCAUUCGCAGCGCCUCCUGUUCCAUUCUGUGAGCACAUGGUUGUAGUGAGAUUACAAGAUCACGCCAACAUGUAACUAGGAUGUGAUAUAUGUUUAAAACAUCAUUGAAGUUUAAUCAGGGGCAAGACAAAACAGGCAUUUUAAGGUUUUCAACAUAAGGUUUCUGAUGAUCUGCAUUUUACAUUUUGAAUGCCGUAUCAUGACAAGGGGUUGUGAAAGAUACAAGCUUUUGGGACAUUUUGAUUCAAAUAAGAGCGAAACUUCAACUGAAGACCAACACUUAAAUUGUUAAACCUUUCCCAGUCAACAAGUCUACUUUUAUUAAGGUAAUGUUUGUGCGAUAUUUAAGAAUACACAUGCUUGAUAUUCAGAUACUUUUAACUUGACUGCUUACAAAAGAUGCAUUCAAAGUCACAGCAUUUGAAUUAACUU
Molecule: messenger RNA, 3479 nt
Organism: Etheostoma cragini (Arkansas darter)
Lineage: Eukaryota; Metazoa; Chordata; Actinopteri; Perciformes; Percidae
Product: soluble guanylate cyclase 88E-like
Exons: 17
Coding region: 632-3079 (815 amino acids)
Biological process (GO): response to oxygen levels; cGMP biosynthetic process; nitric oxide-cGMP-mediated signaling
Cellular component (GO): guanylate cyclase complex, soluble
Molecular function (GO): guanylate cyclase activity; oxygen sensor activity; heme binding
Source: RefSeq, a predicted model, not a curated record